CUAGAGGGCUGAAGUGAACGACAGCACCAGGAAGGCAGACGCAUGCAUGUCGUCGACGCCUCUGAAGUCUGCUUACUUGCAAGCCAGUGCGCACUAGUGGUGGUGGAUCAGUCAACAGAUCGUCCGAAGCAAAACGUGAUCGGCAUUUUGCCCACUCACUUGCAAGCCCGACGGGUGAUCCCUCUUGUUGCUCAUGUGACUCAUCUGCUGGGGCGGCAGUGAGUGACAGGCCAGCCUGACCAACAACAGACACUUGAUCAUCCUGCAGCACUGACUCAUCACGGAUCUGGAGGAGGUUCAUGUACUUGUGUUUGGUUGCCUUCAUGAUGCUCAUCGACUGGCACGGCGGCUCUCAUCCCACCACCCUGAGCUGCUGAUGGCACCGGGGAUGAAAAAUUACCACCAGAACGCUGAAGUAGAACAACGUCAGGAAGGCGGACGUAUGAAUAUCAUGACGCUGCCUACUUGCAAGCCAUUGGGCGCUGGUGGAUGAAUCAAAAGGGCAGCGCCGGAACCAUCUGAAGGGCAUCUGGGACUUCCGUGUGCAGGACUCGAUUUUGGCCCCGCACCUGCAGGCCUGCUGGAUGCUUUCUGUUCCUGCUCACGUGACUCGUCUGUAGUCGUGGCAGUGAGCACAUCACCGCCACCAACCUGACAGAUGAGACGCAGACACGCGCACACAUACACAGCCAAAGCAGGAAUACAAAAGCAGUGACUCAUCAUGAUCAUGGAUCUGACUACCUGUGCUUGGCCUUCAUGAUGAUGAUGAUCCUCGUCUGGCGCGGCCUCAUUCAUUCCAUCACCCUGAAUAACCAAACACACACGCACAGGAAAAGCAGAGAUCCAUUCCGUGAAACUGCUCGUCGAGGAAGCGCCGACACGCUUACGAGCACUACCCUUGCACGCUGAGUGCUCAU
This is a messenger RNA of Vitrella brassicaformis, 917 nucleotides long. NCBI's taxonomy places the organism in Eukaryota, Vitrellaceae. The record is from the annotation of a GenBank genome assembly.